Messenger RNA from Blastocystis hominis, 2565 nucleotides. RefSeq lists its product as hypothetical. The transcript has 11 exons. NCBI's taxonomy places the organism in Eukaryota, Bigyra, Opalinata, Blastocystidae. The record is from RefSeq and is a predicted model, not a curated record. Bases 1 to 2565 code for a protein of 854 amino acids.
AUGGAUCUUGUUGCUCUUCUCGUGGCUGCGGUGAUUUAUGUGUUCUUUUCGGGCGAGCCGCAAACAGGUUCUGACACGCUAUUCUCAAACUCGACAGAGAUUCGGAAUUUUGAAAAAUGGGUUCAUCAGAGGGCUCAUGUCGCGCCAAUCAAGAUUUCUGACUUUUCUGGCAUGGAUCGAGGUCUUGUUGCAGUCGAGGAGAUCAAGCCAAACAGCACACUUAUCGAGUUGGACUUGGAUGACGUCAUAUAUCCAUCGACAGUGUUAAAAUCAGUGCCCGAGUCGGAAAAGAAUCUUUUUCUUGCAAUGAGUGACGAUUUGAUGCUAGCGGCGUUCUUGAUUCAAGAAAGAAUCAAGGGUCGUGCUUCCCGGUGGUAUCCCUGGCUUCAAACACUCCCAAAGCAUCCCACGGUCCCUUCAUCAUUCACCCAAUCCGAAAUCAAGGAAUUCGAAGAUCCGGCGAUCAUUCAGCGACUGAACAUUCAGCGAAGUGACUAUUAUAGCACCUAUUUUGCUUUCACUCGGCACAUGUGCACCUAUUUCCUGCAAGUCGAUGCUCCCUUCCGAGAUCGGCUUUGGGCUUGUAGUUAUUCCGGAUUUGAAUGGGGCUACACAAUGGUCAUCACGCGGACUGUGACCGAGAAUCGGCUAUUGAUUCCCUUGAUGGAUUAUCGCAAUUUCAUUUCCACGGAUUCUCCCUUCGAAGCAGUCGAUCGUUCGCAUGAACGAACCCAUUUCAUAAUAAACGAGCAGAACCAGCUUCGAGUUGUCACCGAUAAGCGUGUGAAACGAGGUCGGCAAGUGUAUUUAGAUUAUGAAGCUUUUCCUUCCCACUACUAUUUGCAGCACUUUGGAUUCGUUCCGAUCAGCAACAUUCACGACUGUUUGUUGAUUCCUCUCCCAUCGCACACACCUUCUCCGCGCUUAUCGAGAGUGUUCAAAGCGCUGGGAUAUCCGACGGACGAUUCCGUGUGUUUGGAUGUGACUCGCUUUCUGAACGACAAAGCGCUUUCUUUCUUUUUGCUGCGAGAGGCCGACGAAGACCAGCUUCAGAAAUGCAUCGAUCUAUACGAAACGCGUGUGAGUUCGAAGCAGAAGGGCCGAUGGGAAGCAAUGGAUGUGUAUGAAUGUGCUACGGGGGAGAGGGGAGACAAAGCGAAGCAAAUAUGGGACGAUGGAAAGGAGGAAUUGAAAAGCAAACUGUUCGACCAUUUGAAGUGGGUGGAAAGUGUGUAUUCUACCAGUAUUGCUGCGGAUAACUGGAAGUUGCACAUGGAAAGAGAUCGGCUGUCCGCUGCGUCCAAGCUUGCCUUGCGAUGGCGUAUUUCGCGCAAGCAUUUGAUUCAAUUGAUGAUGAGCAAUCUGAAAACGGAGCAAUUGAAUCCUCAGUCUGUGCAGUCCUCUUCCUCGCAAUCCUCCCCACAACCUACACUCAAUGAAGUCCCUCCACUACUUCGCUUGAAUGAUUGGGUGAAAGAACACAGCGAGAAUACCAAGAUCAGCAUCGGAAGCACUCCUUGGGGAGGAUUAGGCGUGAUAGCCAAGGAAGCCAUUCAAAAGGGAGAGGAAGUGCUGCGAAUCCACAACGAUACUGUCAUCGGUCUUCACACAGCACUCACUCACCCACGCUUUGGGAAAGCGUUCUCUGCCUUCUAUCACCAGAAUCAACUCUCAGAAUACGCUCUUAUCGCAUUGACUCUUCUCUGGGAGAAAUUCGAUAACGAAAGAUGGUCUUUGUUUGCUCCCUUCUUAGCGAAACUCCCAUCGAUCGAAGAAUUCCAUCAUCCGGUUCUCCUCUCGAAAGACGAUCUUCUCCACUUGUAUGGCAGUGCGCUGCUCGACGAAGUAUCUGCACUCAAUGCGACGUUGCACAGAGAAUUCGAAGCGAGUUGCGCUCUCAUUCAGUCUCACAAGCAUCUUCAAAAGCUUUUCACUUCAUCCUUGGUCACGUAUCCUCGCUUUUUGUGGGCAGAGCUUCUGGUGCGAGGGAAAAGCUUGGUUGUGGAUGGCGAAACACUGCUGAUUCCGCCUCUCGUAUUCGCCCAUAACAGCAUUUUCCAAAAGGCAGGCGAGUUUUUGCGAAUCGAAAAGGAAGAAGAAAAAGAAGGAAAUGUGGUGGUUGUAAGCAGCGAGUCGACGGAAUUCAGCUCGGAUUGGAUGAUCCGACAAGGAUUUCCGAAUUGGUAUAUGCUUCUAUCAAAGGGCGAAUUGCUGCUCGCGAUGAAAGGAGAUUGCGUUCUAUGGAAUCUUGAGUUGAAAGAAGACGAUCCUUUCUUUGAUGAAAAGGCAGAGAGGCUUCACAAAGCAAACCUCCAUUUGUAUGAACGAUUCUGUUUGGUUCCCAACGCGGAAUCGAUUCCCGACAAGUUUUUUGAAAUGCUGCGAAUCUUACGACGCAACGAUUUCCAUUCGAGUGAGAGCGAGCUUGCGGAUGGACGUGAGGUCAGCAGGAGUGAAGAUCGAUGGAGCCUUUUGCUGGACGCUAUAAAGGAAAAGAUGGGGAGUUAUAUCACGCAGGUGGUGAGUGAUCGAACGCGCUCGAGGUACAGUUUGAGAAUCAGAUAG